AUGACUCAAAUUGGGGAUUCUCAGCGGAAAGAGCAAGUGAAGGAAUUUCAGCGAAAUGCACAUCGUUUACUAUCCGAUGAUGAUCGUCAUUAUUUACAUUAUACGCUUAAAGAAUACCAGACUUACAAGUCGGUUGAAAAGUUGGUGCUUGCACUCAAAUCAUGCUUGGAUAAUCCUCGCAAGAAGGACCUACUUGUGGAUAUUCGAAACCUCAUUCCACCCGCACAUUUGAGCAAGUUUGAUAGUUUAGCUCCGUACAGCGAAAUGGCGCAUCCCUUCGAACCACCUAAUCACGCAGCUCCGCAUCGGAAGACGGAGAGUUUGCCCCACAGUUACAAAAACAGCGAGUUGCGAGCUCUUGGAAGGAGUUCCUCGCCGAAUAAUAGCGGUUCUUUUAAAGUGAUAACCUUGACAAGAACUUCUCCCGAAGAUUCAUUGGGUUUCAAAAUAAGAGGGGGCCGGGAUUCUGACAGUGUACUGUAUAUCUUUGAGGUAGACGAUGAUUCCUCUGCUGCUAAACAGGGUCUCAAAAAAGGAGAUCAGUUGAUUGAGGUCAACGGAAUAGAUUUUGAGAAGAUAACCAAAAGUUCCGCAGAGAACCUUCUCGGUACGAUGAAUAAAAUGAAAUUGGUCGUCAAGUCGGUUGGUGUUGCAACAGGACUUGAUUUAUCUGAUUCCUGGUAAGUAUCCAACUAUCAAAACUAGAUUGAGAGAUGAGUCAUUUAUAUUAUCCCAGUCCUUAAGUUUUAUGUUUACCCCUCUUAAACCUCACUCAAAGACUUGCACUACGCUUUGCAGAAGUACAUAUGCGUUAAAACAAUUGUUACAACGGCAGAAAUAACAAGUUACACGCGUAUGACUUUUUUGUUUAUCCAUUCGUGACGUCCACUUAGAUUUCGCUAAUGCACGUUACUGCAGGUACAUUUUUUUGUGCCAAAAAAUACAUAGAUUUUUUCUAUUUUGCAAACUGCAAAUAUAGUCGUGGUUUGCGGUGCUUUUGAUAUUGCUAUGCAGCAUGAUUAUCGCCAAUUUUGCGACAAAUUUUAGGUACUUUUUUUACGUUUGAAUAUUGUAGCUGUUAUGUCAAACUUCGAAGCUGGAAUCAUCUACCUUUUUUCCAAUGAUUUGAUUCAUGGUCAUUCCAAUUAAUGGAAAUCGCAUUAAAAUUACAGUUGCAUUUUAGUAUCUGUUGGUGGUAUACCCCUUACUAAAGAAUACCUUGCCCAGACAGUAAUAUUUUCAGAGAUGGUCGUCUUCCAGUUGAAAUGAUUGCUUUUCGUGAAAGUCCAGCUAAAUACUCACGUUUUGACCUGACGCCGCAUUUUUGACCUUCAGAACAAACACAUGUAACACUGAAUAAUUUAACUUGCUUUAUUGGAAUUCUGUUAAGAUUUUAAUCUGCCACCAAAGUUAACAUAGAGAUUAGUUUAUUUCUAAUAAACAUUGCCGUCAUUGUCGCGGCACUGUUGAACAGUACGUCAGCAUGUUGCGUGCCAUUUUUGCACUUCACUGCUUUUUGGAUUAAACGUUUAGUAAAAUCAUCGAUGCUUUUCAAGUGCUUAGUGUAUCCGCUUUAGCCCACUGUAGCCAAUAUCAAUGUCUAUCACGUUGAUUUACCGUUACCGUGUGUAGGAAAGCUAACUCGAUGAAAGACCCGCUGAACAAUGUAGCAUAUUAUUGUUGGAUUUGCCCUUUACCGUUCCACUUGCAUGAAUUUUAAGGGUGACGGCUUAAAACGGCGGCGGAAACUAUUACAAUAAAUGAGAUUGAUGAAAUUUGUCGAGUGAUCACUUAGUAAGUAUUGACAUUGGGUAGUAUGAAUAUAAUUGUAUGUUUUGACUCCUCGAUCAUCAAGAACUUUUGUUCCGAAACAGCCAUUUGUGAGAGUCUGUAUCAUGCCUCAACAAGUUCCUAUUAUAGCUACUUAAAGUAAUAAAAUCAUUGGAAUGUCUCUGAAGCUUUCACCUGUAUCUUUAAAAUUAGAUAUUGCUAAUUAAUUUUGAGUUUAAAACUGGGAGAAACUUUCAAGAAAAGGAAAAUCUUUGUCUGCUGGGAGACCGAGUACAUAAAAUGUAAUUUUGAUUAAGUUGUUGAUGUAUUAACUGUUAAUCUGUAGGGUGACCAAUUAUUGUUAAAUUUAUGAAUAUCCAGUCAUAUCUCAAUAUAAUAUGAGAUCUAAAAUAUUUUAGUACAGGGUUAACUUUCUGAAAAACUGGAACAUCACCAAAUUUAUGAUAUAUCUAAAUUAGAUGAUGUUAACAAAACUUGUACAUCAACAAUGUGACUCAAUUUUUUAAAUCACACCAUACUUUACAAAACUUACUCAUUCAUAUCCCAAAAGGGCUGUGGGUGAUGAUUUUUGUUGUUGUUUUCUUUUGUGCUCCCACAAUAUGUUAAACUAUGUGGGAAGAAUUUAGAAUUACAAAAAGCAAAGCAUUUUAUCUUUUGAAUACUUUUGUGACAUUGAUUCAGGUUAUUUAUUGAAGUGGAAAGGUUAUUUAAAGAGGUUAAGAUAGAAGACUUUUUCCACUCUAAGAGAACAUUAAACUUUGAUGAUUAACACUUAAACUGAUUUGUUGUAUUUUGAUUUUUCAUUUAAGGGGUCACAGGAAUGGUAAAGUUAUUCACAAUGGAAUAGAUGAGAGUGAUAGUUUGCAGGUAAAUGUCUUUUAAAAACCUGUCAUAUUGUACAACCACUUGUUGCAGCAAUCAAAGAUACAUUUUUGUCCUUUGAAAGGUGCAGAGGUACUUCUCUUUUUCCUCCAUUGCAAUUAUAUAUUUAUGGUACCUCUGUGAUCAAAUUCUCCCCUGUUCAUGUGGUAGUCAUGGGGUUCAAAUUAAAUUAACCAGCCUUUUGUUUGAGUUGACAAUUAUCUCUUCUGAGAGAAAUUUUGGAGUAGUUUAAUUAAAAACUUAAUUUUUCAAGUCCAUAUUUAUAUUUAUUAUUGGAAGUAGAGUUAUCCUGUUUUGUAUUUGUACUUUGCAAAUUCUGAAUUCAUUUUGUGUCUGACACUUAAUAUUUCUUUGUUGUCUAAAAGGAGUUUGUCCUCUUUAAUUGCUAAAUAGAUAUAUUUGGCAUAAUUAUUUGGCAGCUUUUGCAAGCUAGAAAAUUUUAAAGUAUCAGUGGUCUUUGUUUCUUUCCUUGUAAUGUUCUACUACUUGCUCAGAUCCAUGUGAGAGAAAAAAUUACAGGGUACUUCCCAGCACAAAUGUCAUCCAUCUUGAUCUUUACACCUCAAGGGGUGACCAAAAAAGAAUUUCUCCUCACUGCAUAAAUCCAUUUCCAAGCAGCAAGGUGAUGAGAACACAGAAAAAUAUCAGUUAUGGGAUAUUAAUUGAUGCAACACUAAAAUUUGAGAGCAGAAAUUAGAAGACAUGUAUGGCAAACAGUGUCGAGAAUUGGUAUUUAGAUCCUGAGAGUAUAAGGGUUACUUUCCAAUUUAAAAUGUUAACCUCCCAAACAAUUUGCAAGUAGUUGUCUGAUUUAAUGAUUAUCUAGCCAAAUUAAAUGUUUUUUUUUUUUAUCACAAUAUUGAUAUUGUAAGGAGAAAUUCUGUCAUGGUCAGGUAUGGAUUAGUGAAGGGUUAACCUUAUAUUUUGUGAUCAGGCCAGCAGUGGAAGUGGCAGUAGUAGCAUAGCUCUUCAACAUAAUUCCCAUUUGCUGGACAAAGCUGAUGAGAGGAAAGUUAACCUUCAAGUUGAGUCAACAACCAAUGGUUUCAUAGGAUUUAACAUUCGUGGUGGAAGUGAAUAUGGCUUGGGUCUUUUCGUAUCCGGGUAAGAACAAUAUACAUGAAUUUUUUUUUUAACAGAAAUUUUCUUAGUUUGUUGGACUAGCAUUUUCUGUUCAGCCAAAGUUUUGUAAUUUCUGGUCCAAAAUUGAGUCAUGUAGUAAAAAUUUGGUAUAGGUUUUAAGGCAACAUUCUGAAUUUGUCUUUGUACAUUCUAAAAAUGUUUCAUUGUUUCAUCUGUGAUUUUCUUUGGAUUUUGCCUCUUGGCCAGGCUGAUUGAGGAACAAAAUUGCUCUGAUUGUUAUGUAAUCCCAUGUCUUAUGGCUUUCAGUAAAAUUUAGACACAAUCUUUCAAGCACUUAUCCUUGGAGUGAUAAUGAUAAAGUUUUGUAUCAAAGUUUUUUUCUGGUUAGUGAGUACCCAAACAUUCAAGUGAAGUGGAUUUUUUAGCCUUUUGACUGAAUUUGUGACAAAAUGAUUGAGUUGCAUUUUGUUCUGAUUGGCUACAAAAGUACUAUGAAUUAAAUUUGGUUUUUCUUUAACAACACACAGUCAAACAGCGUUCCAUUUCUCUAUCAGACUUCUUUUUCCUUUUAAUCCUGUCACCUUUUUUUGUGAGGUUUAGAAAUCUUGAGAUGCCAUGCUUAGAACAAACUGUGACCUAAUAACCCUUUAACUCCCAAGAUUUGAUUGUUAAUUCUCUCCUCUAGCUGCUACAUGUUCCCUUGUAAAAUAUUUGUGAGAAUUUGGUGUUAAAUCAAGAUAACAACUUAUGCCUGAUAAGUUUGAGUAUUCUCAUCACCUGUUUGCUGGAUGAUGUAUGGAUGUCAUAGCAAGAAGUUACAUGCUAAUCACUUCUAGCAUUUCAAAGGUUAAUAGAUCAUUUAUACUUUGUUUAGCAUUGAUCGUGGUUCACUGGCAGAGCAAGCUGGCUUCAAAGUUGGUGAUCAGAUCAUGGAAGUGAAUGGAAAGAACUUUGAAAACCUCAAGCACAAAGAGGCAGUUGAUUUUAUUAAAUCACAAAAACACAUAAUGGUUACACUAAAGGUAAUAUUUACUUCCAUUUCCUUAACUUUUAAGCUGUCAGUCCACUUAUACAAUAGAGAUUCUCUGAUCAUGGUUGUAAUUAAGGCUUUUCAUUGAAUGAUAGGAUUUUAUAUGUUCAUAUACUUCAUCAUCCACAUUAGCUCUACGCCUUUUUACCUGAUUUGUUAUCAAUAACUUUUGCAGCAUACCUGGCAUAAUUUGAGAGUGAAGUGGUUAACCUUUUAAACCCUAAGAGUGACCAGAAUCUAGUUUCUCCUUACAAUAACACUACUGAAUCAUUCAUUUAAGAUCAUGAGAGCAAAGGAAAUGAUCACCAACUAAAGAAGCUCUUGAUUGUUAAACAAAUUCUCCUCAUCAGCUUCUUAGGAAAUGUAUAUAUAUCAAUAUGGAGAAUAUCAAUACUGAUGUUAGGGUGUAAAGGGUUAAAAGUUUUUAUUUGUUGUGUAUCACAUGGAUUAAUGUUAGUAUCUGAGAAACUGUGCACCUACCCCUCCCUUAAUCCAACAACAGUCAAUUGAUAACAAGUUAGGGUUACUGUUGGGGUUAGUAGGGGAGGGGUAGGUGUGUAGUAGCUCAGAUACUGUCAUCGAUCCAUUCAUAUAAACUUAACAGUAGUUUUUCACUUGUUUACUGGACUCUCCCUCUGCUAAUACAAUUUUUAGUAUGACAAGACCAUCACAACAGAUGACCAUAACCUGAUUUUACAAUAAACUUUCCCAUAUUUUGCAUCAUUUUUCAGGCAGUGGGAAGACUUCCAGAGGCAAAGCAUUACCACUCACAAAUCAGCUGGGUUUAUCCUGAUGGAAGUGUUGUGGUUGGUAAGUAAUCUUCUGCAACAAACCAGAACGUGAAAAAUUUGACUGAACUGGUUUUGACUAUUUGCUUUAUAAAUGACUCUCACCCCUGGCAGAAAAUGUUUUAGCAUAAUUUACAGCCUUCGCUGACCAAAUUUUAACAGAUGUAUUUAGUGAAAUUGGUAUGAACCACUACAUACAAGAGGAAAAUUUCAUGUGAAGAAUCUCAUUUGGAAGUCUUUAGGAUACCUACAGAAAUCUUUUGGUGUCUAGAAAUAUGAUUACCAGUAGGUCUUCUACAAAAAUCUUGGCACACUUGAGAAAAUAAAAUCAUCACUAAGAAAGGCAGGUGUUUGCAAAUAGAGUUCCAAGAUUCCAGUAUUUUUUUGUAUAGAACUUGUAUUAAUAACCUCUUGCUUUCAAUUAUAAAUCAUUAUAUUCACUCAUUGUUUUUUUUCCCCUCAAUUUCAAUUUUUAAUUUUUUUAGAAGGAAAAGAAACUUUUACCAGAUCUAUCUCAGCUCCAGCCUCUCCAGUCUCCUCUCUAGAGCUAAGUCAUUCUAGUGCCCAGUUUCCUGAAUUAGGAGAAAUGCCAACAAGGGACACACCCAGUCCCAGACCACAGAUGCGCGAAGCUAGUGUCCAGACUCCUCAACCUUCUCCGGAACCUCCUCCAGAACCUGUGCCAGAAACAAGAGAGGAAGUUGUAGUUGUUCAUGUGAAACAGGAUUUUGCAGAUUUACAAAGAACACAGAGCUCUAAAAGUCUGGCAACAUCAUCAAUUAAUAGUGGUGAUGACAGUGAAAAGCAGAACUCAAUUCGAUCAGCGCAUUCUUUUGAGAGCGUCAGCAGCAGUAGAGAGGAAAUGGCUAAGAGGUAUUCAGUUUCUAGCAUGAGCAAGGAGGAAGCCAUUUUGAGUGGCAGUGAUGGUGAACUGAAUGACAAAAGGAAAGUGAAGAAAUCCAAGUCUUUUCUUCAGAAACAUGGGGACAAAAUCAAAUCAAAGUUGAGCUUCAGGAAGAAAGGAAAACCAAAAGUUGAACAAAGAGGUAAGGCAGAAAAUUAGUGACCAGUGUUAAUUUUCUUUUCCAUCUUCUCAGUGCAAUAGAACUAAUAAGAAAAAAGGGCUGGAUCUUACUUGUAAGUGUGGUUUCCCUUAACAUGUGACCAAGGAGUUCAUUUGUUGUGCUCUUGACCAAACAUAAAGCCAAAGGAGGAAGUUUCUAAGCUGCGUCCAGGAGUAUUCAGAAUUUUCCGUAGGCAUUGUUAAAUCUACAAACAACUGUUCACACUAAGGUGUCAUGGGGUGCUACGUACAGUUUGUUGCAUCUCAUCUUGUGUUUGUUAACUUUCACAAUGUGUUUGUGGAGAUCGUUUCUUCUCUUAACUAUUUCCUCUUUCUUUUUGUUAUUGUUGUUAUUGUUGUUGGGCAGCACAUCGAGGUAAAGAGAAAGUAAGACAUGACACUUUGUUUCUAAUUUGAAAUAAAAGAGUAAGUUGAAAGUUAUAUCUCAUAACUAAUUUUUGUGUGUAACAUAAUUUUGCUCUUAAUAGAAAACUUAUUGUCACCAGUAGUACAUUCAAAUGAGUCAUUCUUUUAAAUUAAGCUAACAUACGAUUAAGAUCAGCUUAAUGUAAAUAAGUUAACCUGUUGCAGCUAUAACAAUUGUGUCACACUCAUCAAAAGAACAAAAUUAUUAGUCAAUAUGAGCUGAUACGCUCUGCAGUUAAAAAUUUUAUUUUCAAAUGACAUGUUGUAAUAUCCUAAAUAGACUGAAUUACAGUAACUUAACCCUUACCAAUGAAUGUGUGUUUUAAAAUAAAUGCAAGAGAAGUCUAUAAUAAUACUUAAAUGUUAUGUUGAAAGUAAUUAUUUGAUAAUGCAUGAGUGAAUAAGUAUGCUUCAUUAAGAAAAACAGAUAUUUCAAAAGAGGAAUUAAAUUAAGAAUCGAAACAGGAAAUACACCCAUUAACAUGUAAAAUUUAGCUUCAAGGCAAAAAGGUUUUUGUUUGUGAGUUUGAAAUCAUUUUUGCAAUUUCUGUUAAUCUUUUGCAUACUCAGCAACUAUUGUUUGAUGUUUUAAUACCUUUGCUAAAUAAAAUAAUAUUGAAAGAGCUUCUUCUAAUUAGCAACAAUGUUUAACGAACAAAUAACAGCUGAUCUCUCUCCAAUAAUCCUCUGUCUAGAUACUGCAAAAAGUAACAGUUGCAGACACAAACUUGUUAACAACUCUAACUUGAUGACCUAGGAUUUUUCUUUUUAAUGUCUUGCUUGUGUCUGCUUUUGUUUUAUGUUUCUUGUUGCUUCUUCAUGUUUAGUUUGUUGUGAGAUGCAACUCCCUGUGCAUGCAACCCCCAUUUUUGAGAAGGGUUUUGGUACUCAAUUAAUGUUAGGUGGCUCCACAAGACAACAGAUGUUACUGUACAUUGAGGAGAAGGCCAAAAAGAUUCUGGUAGUGGACGAAUACAAUGCUGUUAUCAGGCACAUCAAACAGGUAUGUUGUCCGCGCUAUAUCUGUUGGCUUUAUUCUUACUGUUUCAAGAAUGACCAUCCUUAAACUUCUCCUCAUAAAAUGAGAAGAGAAUCUUAAAUUAAAGAGAUGAAAAUGAAGGAUUUAGUCACUUAUUCACAUAAAAGAGAUUUCCCUGAUCAUAGACAAAUUAUCGUAACUGACGUCACAGAAAAAAACAUUUGGAAACCAAUGAGGAAAAUAUAUUUGUCGAACAUAGGGUUUAAGAUAUCACAGAAAUUCACCACUUUGGCAAAGUGAGACUUUCGAGAUUUUUCAUUCCAACAAUAAAUUUAUCCUUACUUCGCAAUAGAUUGUUCUGAAUUAAGGAAAUCUGCAAAGUUUCAUGAGAAUCUAAAGCAAAAUACCGAAAAUCUUGUACUCCACCUUACCAAUAUUCACAAAAAAAUAUCAAUUUUGCGUACAAAUGUGGAUGAAGGGUGAAGGAGGAGGUUUUCAUUCCUUUUUCUAUUCUUGCAAACUUCGGGUUUGUAACUUUUUACGAGAAUUGCUGGAUGUACUGCUUUUGUUUUUGAAUCAUUUUUAUCCUUUUGAUUUAUGAGUAAUUGUUAUAAAACCUUUAUAUUUUGCCGUUGUAGUACCAAGAAGAUUCAGAUGUAGAAUCUCUUGUUAAUAAACUGCUAGCAAUACUGGACAAGCCAGAAAAGGCUCUUUUGUUGAGAGAUAUCAGGUAAGGAAUCUUCGCCGUCAUUGCAACUAUCUUCGCUACCAAUACAGGAAGCGACAAUUCACUGUAACAAUUCGCAUCAUUUGACAGAAAGGGGGGGGAAGGAUGGGAGAAUCUUAAUGAAAAUCUUUUUCCCCGUUUAAAGUGACCCAGCAAUAAACCGAAUUGAACUCGUAAGUGAAGUAUAAUAACUGGUCAUUCUCUUUUCACACGAAACGGGAGCGGACGAUUUUUGAGGGGAACACAGGGGGAUUAGUCGUUGCUAACAGAGUCUAGAGGGGGGAAACUAUUGAAAAUUGACUGCCAAUGAACAGCCGAUGGAAGGAGAACGUAAGAAUAAGAACUGGGAGAUCUUUCAAACUAAUUAGCCAUCAUUUUGGCAUGAUAAAAGAAUGUAAGAGAGCGUGGGUGCACCCUUAUGCAGGUGAUUUGCGGGCUUUCACUCCCCGUGUACAGUGGUUAGAAAAAUCUUUAUCAGAGUGGAUAGAUUUAAUAAAUGAAAAUUCCCCAAGGAAUGAUUCCUCUUUGUGAAAAGAUUACAUGGAAAAUGUGUUUUAUAUAAUUUGUUAAAUUCAUCGACAGGACGUUAGUUUUACCCUACGACCUUGGAAGGUUCGAUGCUAUGGUGUCAGCGCAUGAAAAGGAAGCGUUGGAGUACCUCAGUGGAUUCGUGCCCGGUAGGAGCAAAUAGUCUCAAGAUUACUUCCAGCAUAUGAAAGUGCUAGUGGUUUUGAAUUCUUUGUUUGAUGCGAUGUUCAUAUUUGUCUCUCUUUUCAAAGGUUCGCCAACCAUAAUACCUACCGUUGCUGAGAAACCGAAACGUCAACUUGUGGCUGCAAUUCAAGGUAGUGUCUUAGAUAAACGGUUAGGCAGGGGGUGGGUCCUUUUCAUUAGCGCUGCAGGAAGCUGCAAGCGCGUUUCUUCGCCUGCCGGAAGAUUGGAGACGAGUCGGGGAUAGUUUUACCGCCACUUUUCCACAGGCGAAGAAAGGCUCGAGCCGAAGCGCCACUAAUGUGGGCUUGCAUUGCUCCCAGGCUAAUGAGCGUUGAGCUUAAAAUUGGCCUAGUUUUUUGUGUUUGUUUUGUGCGAACACAUAUUGGCAGUUCGAGGUUAGGAAAAUAUCUACCAGGAACUUGUUUUAGCGAUAUUCUGUUCAAGCAUUAGGCGACACGCAUUCUGCGUGAUCUCGGAUCAGCGAAUUGGAGAAUUUAUUUUGUUUGAAAAAUCCCUCCUUUAGUUGAGUACAUUUUUAGUAAGGCGUUUCAAGUUGGUUUGUUCGGUAAGUCAUUCAGUAUGUCUUCAGAAUUUUGAUUCCAUAUCGUCCCGUUUAUGAACAGACUACAUGAUAUGACGUUUAUCCGAAGGCUCAGCAAACUUGUUACACAGAUUUUAGCUUGAAAGAAACUUUGCAAACUUAAAUAAAGUUUCAAAACUCAGGAUUGUCGUUCUAUUUUUUACACCUAUACUUUGCCUCCAUUUUUCAAAGUGAGCGAUCCUUUGGGGGAAGAAAUAAAGAAUAUUCUUUCAAGAUCAUUAACGUAUAAUUUCAGAUUAAGUAGGGAUGCAGAGAGGAAACAUUUUAGUUAUUUAAAACCGCAGCUGUUGGGUGCCGUAAAUUGUCUAAAGGCAACAUAGCCGUAAAUAAGUAAUGACCAAGAUAGUAUCUCACAUUUAAGUGGAUGGAAUAUUUUGCUUUGUGUUCCAAUAGAUAAUUAUUUUGUUUUUCGGUAACGAGAAGUGCCUGCUGUGAAUUGUUUUAAGGCAGAACAUCCCACGCUCUUCAUUUAUCAUUUUUUAACCACAAUGUGUGUAAAAGGGGUUAAGUAUUCUAACGAAAGCGCUUCGCGGGGAAAAGAGUUCUUUCUACGUUUACUGGGUUACAGUUUUAAUUGACUAUUUUUGUUACUUCACAUUCACAGACAGCAGAGGGAGUUUUCAAUUAAGAACGAAAGAAGAAGUGGAGAAAAUCAAACAGGAAAAGGAAGAGAUGGCAAAAAAGCGAGAACAAACGGCCUGGCUGGGAGGCAGCAUUCUCGAUCGACAUACGAGAGUCCCAAACAAUCCAAACGCUCUCAUACGUCUACCGGAAAACUAUAGAAUGGAUUCCGUUGCUGAGAAAGAUUUGACCACAAGUAGCAAUGCUCCAACUUCAUUUGAUGUUCCAGUGAUACAGGUGAACAACGGCGAGGCGUCCAGAGGAACGAAACACGAUGAAAACGACAAUGAACGACUCGUGGCGUCGAACUCGCUCCUUGUUCCCGACAGAGUAUCGAUCGAGUACAAGGAUGACGAGGAAGCAGUUCCUGCGGCGUCCACUUCAUCAGGGUCUCCUUUUUCAAUGGCUGUUCCGGUUAUUUCCGUUUCCAAUGACAACAAAGCAGUUACGAUACUACUCUCGAAAAAGAGAACAAGUUUAGGUAAGGGACUUUUUAUCCUCCGAAAUUUAGGAAAAACCAGUGUGUUCAUAUUCGAACUAAUCCACGGAACGUGAAAUCCUAUGCGGCUUUUUUUCUUUGUUAGCAAUGAUAGCAUUGGGAUCGCUUUCAUUUGGGUUUAUUUAUUCAUUUAUUUGUCUAGGUAUAAGUAUUUCUGGAGGAAAAGGCUCCAAGACGCAACCCGAAGUCAGGGUAGAGAAAAUUUUUCCUGGUGGCGCUGCAGCUGAUGAUGGAAGACUCAGGGUAAGGAGAUACAGACACAUUUGCAAUAGAUUUAACCUGAAGUUUGGCCUUCAUCACUAGCCCUUCGGCACGAGCGUUUUUUUUUUCCCCGCCCGUGGGUUAAAAUAUGAGGCCGUGAACAGAAAAAAGCAAACAAUCAAACACAUCCCCUCCGGCCAACUUCUCCCCGACUCGUCUUCCCGCGGGCGCUGUUAAUGAGGGCUUGCGCGAAAGGCUACAAUGGAUUAUUUUCUUUAGCAAGUGAAUUUUUCAUAAAGAAAUGUUCGCCAUGCGCAGUUGCAUCCGGCUUGUGAAAAGGUUGGUAUAUGAAAAAUUAAAACGGGCUUUGUGCUAAUGCAUCAUGUGUUGUAUUUUCUUGCGUAUUAGAGUGGUGAUGAAAUUCUGUCAGUGGACGGCGAGAGCCUUCAAGAUGCCACACACGCUGAGGCUGUGGAUAUCAUCAGAAAAUCGUACAACAACAAGAGCAAGGAUGUCAUGGAGAUUGUAGUGAUACCCAAACAGUAGCAGAGUUUUGUGAAGUAUUAUUUUAUUGGUAUGGGGUUAACUGUACGUUGGACAAGCACAAAAUCACAUGCUUUCACACGCGUAGUAAAAACAGUUUUACACAAUUUAGUCUACUGUAAGAAAAAAGUAUGCUUUCUCUAUUUGACAAUCCCUUCGGAAAUUCUAUCCGUUUAGCUAACAUUCACUUCUCGUGUUAAAAAUUUUCCCGAUCAGUUUCCAGCGACUCAUUGGAAGGCAGUGGUAAUUUCUACAACGUUUAUGUUUCAGUGGAGUUAGACUGAUUUUAUAACACCAAUUUUCUGCUUAGAGUAACCAGUAAUAAUAAUUUUUAUGAAACAUCAACUGAUUUUAGAUCAAAGUUUUCAAGAAGUUUUCUAAGGUUUGCUCAAUAAUUAUGUCAUGCAGCACAACGCUUUUAGCCAGAACUGUAAAUACAUCAAAAUGGUUUUAGUCACAUCACAUUUACCAAUCGCCCCCUUGCGUUCCCAGCCGUCUGUUUCUUGCCACUAAGAAUCCUUUUUAUCCAACGUUCCUUAAUACACCGCUGGCCAUUGAAUCGCCUGCAUCUCUUAGUUUUUAGAAUCGAUGCAUCUCACCAUUACUUUUGUCUGUUUGGUUAUAUAACUGGGCGCAGGACGUCUUUUUAAAACCGAAAAAGAGCGCUAAAUUCAUACUGCCACACGUCUUACGUAUUGAAUGAAUGAGUUUGCCAUCGGACAUGUAGUCCGUUUAAUUAAGCUGGGCAGCCAUAUUAGGCUUUUUUAAAUUGCUGCAUAUGUUUAGUCAGAAAGGAGUGAUUUCUCUUGUUUAGGCAACUUAAGUAAAUUACUUCAAUGUUGUUACCAGUCCCUCUCCUUUUAACUCCUUAUGCGAAUGCGAUAGAAACCUUGGGGUGCAGUUGGAAGAGAGAGCUUGGGAAUAAGUUUAUAAUCAGUUAAGAGAGAAUUUUACAAAGUUUCUUUUGAAAUUUUUUUCACUUCUUAGUGUUAAAAAAGGAGUGAUUAAGUUUAAACUGGAAAAGUUUUGUUUGAAAAUGAGUAUUUUACUCGAGAGUUGCCUUCUUUCCAGCUGUGUUGCUUCUUAACGAGAAAUAUGUACUAUUUCAGGCAGUUUUCUGCUGGGUGCGUGUCGUAUGUAUUGUUAUAGAUGGACCUGAAGUUCCUAAGAAAGGGUGGUCCUCCGAAUUAUUUUAAUAUCUGUUUUAAGAAAAUGUUUGUAAUAGUGUUA
Pocillopora meandrina is the source of this 13178-nucleotide messenger RNA. The record is from the annotation of a GenBank genome assembly. Lineage: Eukaryota; Metazoa; Cnidaria; Anthozoa; Scleractinia; Pocilloporidae.